GGACAGAGUCACGCAGCCGAGCACGUGCAGAGUUCACUGCUCGGCCAACCCUAACCCGUACUCACCUCGAUUUGAGUACCGUAGUAACCAAAUGCACGGAGUGAGGUGGUUUCGGUGUUUCUUACUGAGUGCCGGGGUUCACGGAACACUCCGUAGUCCGUACAGCCUGGCAAACCUGUAUCGGUAUGCUCGACUUCCCUUUCAUUAUCAACUCGGAUCCGGAAAGGCCAGUGCAGCCGUACACGUACAGGUACGGCCCUUCCACAUCCUCAGCACGCCUUGCACAAAGCCCGCCAAAUAUCUAAAGCGGUCUUGGAGCGACAGCCGACAAACACGCUGGCGUAUGUCUAUUCCGAGACAUUACGCGGUCGAUUCCCGAUUGGGAUCAGCGAAUAAGGUACGCCGAUACAGUACAGUACACAAACAAGCUGUGUCGAUGUGACGGGACUUGGAUACAUGUGUCCUCGUCGCCUCCCGCACGCUUUGCGUGUAAUAAUUACGGGCGGCAUAAUUACG
This is a messenger RNA of Lasiosphaeria miniovina, 516 nucleotides long. RefSeq lists its product as uncharacterized. The record is from RefSeq and is a predicted model, not a curated record. The coding region runs from base 92 to 442 and encodes 116 amino acids. The transcript has a single exon. NCBI's taxonomy places the organism in Eukaryota, Fungi, Ascomycota, Sordariomycetes, Sordariales, Lasiosphaeriaceae.